UCUGCCUCGGUGUUCUGGAAGUCUAAAUUUUGACAACACGCAGUGACGGUGUUGUGUUUCUCCUCCUUCUCAGUCCCGUCGCUCCUUAAAGCCGGCGGAGCAGGCGCUGCGAGGCGCAAAGCGCACAGCGUGUUCUUGGAGACGUCCUGGGAGGUUUUACGCACGACGCCACGGCAGAGGCUGGAACAGAAAGCGGGACGCUGUUUACUUCACUUUGGGAUCCCCGCCACCAGCCGCAUCUUUCUGGUUGUACCUCGUCGGUUUCUCCCCCCUCGGAUCUUGCCCUCUCUCGUUCGGCUCUGGGUGACUUCGGCGCGGCUUGAACGGUCUCAGGCUGGGGGGAGUGGAAACGCGCUUUUUCAACCCGAGCACAGAAAGAGAGGAUGAUCCCGCCGGCAAACGCAGUUCAGGACGACAGCGGGGGGAAAGAGGACGAAAGGGACCAGGAUGAGGCUCCGAAAUCCCCGACGAUGAGCGCCAGCCAGCAGGAGACAAAGAAUACUGUGAGACCUGAACAUCACAAGCGCAAGCUGCAGAGACUCAAACGCUCGCUUUCCUUCAAGACCAAGAGCAUCCGCAGCAAGAGCGCCGACAACUUCUUCCGGACCAGCAGCGAGAACAAGACGGAGCUCCUCUCGGAUGUGAGCAGCAGCACGGGCCAUCUCUGCAACAUCGGGAUGGCCCCGCCGCACACCACCAGCCUCCCCAUCCCUCCGGUGCCUCCGGCCAUUCCCUGCGCGCCUCCCCCCACGUCCCGCUCCCAGGCCCGCAACCCGCUGCAGGUGGACUCCGCCGGACACUGCUUCAUGGAGCACAUCUUCAAGAAGCCCACCUUCUGCGACGUCUGCAACCACAUGAUAGUAGGAACAACAGCCAAGCACGUGGUGUUCCUGGCAGGAAACACAGCAAAGCAUGGCCUGCGGUGCAAAGCCUGCAAGAUGAGCCUGCACCACAAAUGUGAGAGCGGAGUCGGGCAGCAGCGCUGCAUGGGGAAACUGCCAAAAGGCUUUCGGCGAUACUACAGCUCUCCAUUGCUGAACCAGGAACAAUAUGGCUGCAUUAAAGAAGUCAUGCCCAUUGCCUGUGGGAAUAAGGUGGACCCAGUGUACGAAGCCCUGAGGUUUGGGACAUCACUGGCACAAAAGGCCAAGAGGGCCAGCGGCUCAGAUUCUCCAAACAGAAACUCGGCCAGUGAUUUGGAUAAUGUUCCAGAGGAGGUUGUGGCUCACAGCAGCAGGCAGGAGCUGUCGAGGAAACACAGCGAUGACGUUUUCACAGUCAUUCAGAACGGAGCGGAGUGUUUAUACCUGCCAGAGAGAAACGCAGAUGAUUUGCCGAUGGAGCAGAUCCAGCUGCAGAAAGACCCGCUCAAGCUCAACACUUUGGUGGCCUUGUACGAUUUCAGCGCCCAGGAGAGCCAUGACCUGGAGAUGAGAGCAGGAGACAGAAUACUGCUGACAGAUGAUUCCAAUGACGACUGGUGGAAGGGGCUGAUUGAAGACAGGAUUGGCUACUUCCCAGCAGCCUUUGCUCACGAGUUGCAGGACGGAGAUCAGGUGUUCAGAUGCAACAGGACGUUCAUCGGCUGCAAAGAACAAGGGCAGCUCACUCUGAAGGAAGGGCAGAUCUGUGUGAGCAGAGAGGGCGAGCGCGGCGGCUUCAUCAGAGUGGCGUUUGGAAAGAAGCGAGGUUACGUGCCCUGCGACGUCCUUGAAGUCAUCUGAGACAAAGACUGUUUAGGAAGAAUUACACAGAUAACGAUGUGGCUUGAUCGGCCACCAGGAUGUUGGAGGUGGAGGACCCGACGGUGCAGGAGGAGAGGCGUUCACGUCGCCACGAGCAACGGUGGCUUUGGCACCAAAAAACUCCGAAAACCUCCAGUCCAGACAGUCCUGCUCAAGAGGAUGCUGCAACAACAAACUGCUUUCUGAUUGCAAGGAGACAGAAGAUCACUGUGUCACUGUUUUAUACUUUUAAUUUAUAGAGCCUGUGGUUUCUGUUUUCUUCUGCAGUUUAUUUAACUAUAAGCAGUUGUUCAAAUGAAAGAAAGUAGCUUGAAGUGGAAAAGCAUAGAAUCUUACUCAUUGAGAUUAACAUUUUUUACAGCUUUUACUACAUACACAGAAUUCCCCUCUGAUACAGAUUAGCUCUUAAUGCUUUUGUACUAUUGAAUUUUCCACAUGAAUGUUGCAUUUGUACAGCAGUAAGUAGUAAUAGAAAGUGUAGUUUUGUAUGGCAGAGUUAAUGCCCACACACAGCAAGAUUUAAAUACAUCUAUUUACAAUAAGAGAAUAAGAAACCUUGACUUGUCCUAAUUUGCUUUUUGUUUCUCAUUUCAUGUUUUUAGUUCUGCUCAGUUGUACACUUCCUGACACGCUAACCUUCAACAAAUCCAUGUGUUUUUCCAGUAAUCGCUCAGAAACUGUAAAACAGAGAGAGCAAGAUGAAGAUAUGUGGACAUAAAUUUAAUAAAUCCAAAAA
Molecule: messenger RNA, 2481 nt
Organism: Fundulus heteroclitus (mummichog)
Lineage: Eukaryota; Metazoa; Chordata; Actinopteri; Cyprinodontiformes; Fundulidae
Gene: stac
Product: SH3 and cysteine rich domain
Exons: 12
Coding region: 384-1724 (446 amino acids)
Biological process (GO): skeletal muscle contraction; positive regulation of voltage-gated calcium channel activity; positive regulation of protein localization to plasma membrane
Cellular component (GO): extrinsic component of cytoplasmic side of plasma membrane
Molecular function (GO): transmembrane transporter binding
Source: RefSeq, a predicted model, not a curated record